GUACGCAUGUCCUUUGAAGUACCCCUUCACAGUAAAUACAAAGCGGAGAAGGGGAAUGGAUACACGCAAGGUAGAAAGACAAACGUCAUCUUCCUGAAGGACGCGCAGCUAGGCAGCCGCGUGCACGCGCUCUCCGGUCAGACUGGCCCGGUCCCCACGCCUCCCGCGCGCCGCCUCCGAAAAGCCGUCGUGCUGCUCACAGGCGCACGAUCCGUUCGCACUCGGGACAGCAUGACAGGAGGGAUCAAAGACGAAGCACCUGAGGAUUUCCCCCACUCGCCAUUCAUAAGGAAACAAGGAAAUAUAUACAAACCUAAUAAUAAAACUAUGGAUAACGACAGCAUUAACGAGAAGACCCUGGAAGAUGUUCACACGAAGGAAAUUGACCUGGUUAAUCGGGACCCCAAGCACUUGAACGACGAGGUAGUGAAGGUGGACUUCGAGGACGUGAUCGCCGAGCCCGCGGGCACCUACAGCUUCGACGGCGUGUGGAAGGCCAGCUUCACCACCUUCACCGUUACUAAGUACUGGUGCUACCGGCUGCUGACGGCGCUGGUGGGCAUCCCGCUGGCACUGAUCUGGGGCAUCUUCUUUGCCAUCCUCUCCUUCCUGCACAUCUGGGCCGUGGUCCCAUGCCUCAAGAGCUACCUGAUCGAGAUCCACUGCGUGAGCCGGGUCUACUCCAUCUGCAUCCACACCUUCUGCGACCCCUUCUUCGAGGCCGUUGGAAAGUGCUUCAGCAGCAUGCGUAUGCGGCUGGCCAAGGAGGUGUAACACUGGGAACGGACCAGUAGGAUGCGGUCAAAUAUCCAAUCUGAGCAGGGGCAGGUGUAGGGAGGCUGCUUAUAUAUCUAACUGCCCCCCUACCCCACACAAGCUCCUCAUUACCUCCCCCUGACCACAGAUACAGGAAAUCAGCAGUCAUGACUUCCUGUUGUUGUAUUACCCUUCCUACAGUUCUUUCUUCCCCAAGCAUUUAAUGGGACUCAUUCCACAUCUUUCGCUAAUUUACUUUGCAACGGGCAAAGUUCUGUUGCGGGAUACUAAACGAGAGCCGCAGAGAGAAGGUUCCCCCGACGGCGGUGAAUGCAGACGAGCUCAUCGCUUAUGCUCUCGCCGCAGGUGCUUCUGAGAAACUCGUAGUUUCAAAGACGAAAUGAUUCUAGCCACCCUGUCACAAGCUUGUAUUUCCUGUUUUCACGCCACAUAACUAGACCCUUAAGCCUAACUCAAAACGCCAUUGCAGAGCUCUUGCACAAAGCUGUCAUAUCUUACUCAAGUGCCACAGUGGGGCCUCACCUUCCCAUGCCUAUAAAAUCACUGUAAACACGAGGUAGACCUCGGUCUUGCUGUAUUCGCUGAUAGUUGAGUCCUUACUGUUCUAUGUAUAUUAAAUGAGAUGAAACUCCUCAUUCAUUCUGAGCACAGACACUGGUCGGGACCUCUUCAUACAUCAGUCUUAAAUGUUCCUUCACUUUCAUUUGAAGACCAUUAGAUGGGUGCUUUUUGCAGAGACCAGCUCACUUUGACAUCGCGACUGCACGCCUACUAUUCUUGAAGAGCGUAGUUUGAAUAUUUUUUAUGUGUAUUGGAGUUUACCUGCUUUUACUGUAUUUCUACAACCUGAGCACAUUAAAAUCUGCUUUACCUGUC
Paramormyrops kingsleyae is the source of this 1653-nucleotide messenger RNA. Its product is annotated as caveolin-1-like. The record is from RefSeq and is a predicted model, not a curated record. Gene Ontology annotation, cellular component: sarcolemma; cytoplasmic vesicle; perinuclear region of cytoplasm. Gene Ontology annotation, molecular function: transmembrane transporter binding; protein kinase binding; molecular adaptor activity. Gene Ontology annotation, biological process: negative regulation of endothelial cell proliferation; cell differentiation; regulation of cytosolic calcium ion concentration. Lineage: Eukaryota; Metazoa; Chordata; Actinopteri; Osteoglossiformes; Mormyridae.